GCCGCGGACGGACGCAUACGAGGGCAGCACCUGAAACAAAAAAAAAAAAAAAAAAAAAAAAAAAAAAAAGCAAAAACAUGGAUCUAACUGGAGAGAAGACAGCGGCAGAGGCGGCUACCUCAACAAAUCACGAUGCAGACUAUAUAGCAAAAGCUUUGGCAUUGGCAUUCAAUAGUGAAAGCUUGCGAGUGGAGAGCUUUCACAGUGAGCCAAUUAUACAGCGUGGCGAGAACUUCUGCAGCGUCAUCUAUCGGAUAAAAGUUGAAUUUCGCAAGAGCGAAGAUGCACCGUUAGAGCAAGGCAACUACGUGCUGAAGGAUUUGCUGCCCAUUGUGGCCGAGGUGGGCUCCAAUGAGAAGCUAAUGUUCCAGGAGAUAUUGCCCGCCAUGGCAAAGAUAUUGGAAAAGUCUUCGCUGGAGGAGCACAAGCUGAGUGCUGACUGUCUUUUUGUGGAGCGUGAACCAGGCAAAGAGAUCUAUUUGCUGGAGGAUCUCUGCGCACUGGGCUAUGCCUCAAUGAAUCGCCAAAAGGGCUUGAAUCUAGAGGAUGCUGAGAUUUGUGUGCACAAAUUGGCACAGUUUCAUGCUGCUUCGAUGCUGCUGCUGCACGAGCAGCCGGAACUGGUGGGUCAACUGUCGCCCUCUCACUAUGCCGAGGGCCUGGAUGACCCCUUUGCCCAGGUUAUUGUGGUGAAUGGCACGGCCUUUGGCGCAGACGUGGCGGCCGAGUUGCCGGGCAUGUCGAAAAUAGCAGACAAAAUGCGAGCUCAACUUCCGGCUGAGUAUGAAACGCGCAUGAAAACUGUGGUGGAUGGCAAGAAUACGGCGAUGCCAGUCAUAGUGCAUGGCGAUCUCUGGCUGAACAAUCUGAUGAUCAAUGCUGCGGAGAAGAAGGCUAUUAUUGUGGAUUUCCAAAACUGUUUCAUUGGCAGCGCCGCCAUCGAUGUCCAGUUCUUUCUGUAUACCAGCUUGCAAUUGGAUGUGCUGCUGCAGCACCGUGAGCACCUGCUGAAGCGUUACUAUGAAAGCCUCUGCCAGACCUUGACUGCCUUAAAUUAUACCGGCAACACGCUGAGCUACGAGCAACUGGUUGAGGAAAUGCGCCAGUGUCUCUUCUAUGCCUACUAUGCCGUCGUCUGUGAGCUGCCCAUUUGCUGUGCAUCCAAGGAGGCGGGCGAGGACUUUACCGUGGCCACUUUCAUGAGCUCCGACGCUAUACUGGCCAAACGUCGCCAGCUGUUCGCCAAUGAGCGUGUGCUGGAGACACUGAAAGCAAUCUUGCCCUACUUUGAUGAACAGGGCAUAUUAGAUCCGUUGUAGGGGGGGCAACGAUUUGACAGCUUUGCAUUUGUAUUAUUUAUAAAAUUUAAGCUAUAGUUGAUGGCGAUUCAAUUGCAAUGUUCA
Messenger RNA from Drosophila arizonae, 1403 nucleotides. RefSeq lists its product as uncharacterized. The record is from RefSeq and is a predicted model, not a curated record. Lineage: Eukaryota; Metazoa; Arthropoda; Insecta; Diptera; Drosophilidae.